Chinchilla lanigera (long-tailed chinchilla) is the source of this 2744-nucleotide messenger RNA. RefSeq names its product coiled-coil domain containing 138 (gene Ccdc138). The record is from RefSeq and is a predicted model, not a curated record. Lineage: Eukaryota; Metazoa; Chordata; Mammalia; Rodentia; Chinchillidae.
GCCGUUUGCCCUCUGGAGGGUGGGGCCGUUUUGCCUCGGCGCACAUGCGCCGCGGAGUCCGCCUCAGCGUCUCGCCCCGCCCGGCGUCCCGGGAGCCGAGCCUUUGCGUCAGCGCGCUGCCCGGCCCCGGCGCCGGUUUGAACGCGGUUCCCUGGGAGACCGCCGAGCCGCGGCGAGCAUGGAGCCGCGCGUCGUGAAGCCGCCGGGGCAGGAUUUGCUAGUGGAGCGUCUGAAGAGCCGCUACGGGCUCGGGGGCGGCGGCGCCGGCGAGGUGAUGUGGAUGUCUGCUGCUCUGGAGAUAAGGUCGGCUCAUCAGGAAGAUGUUAUUCUGAGGAGAGGAGGCACUGUGUGAUGCCUUUUUGCAGUUCAUUCAAACACUUGGAGGGGAAUCGCCUAGAUGGUGAACUGGAUUCUUUUCAUGGUUUGAAGAAACAGGAAACAGAAGAAGAAUUAAUUGAAAAUGAUCAUGGAGUUAAUACCCCCACAAUGACCAAGCGGUCCUUCAAAGAAAUGGAAAAAGUUGCCCUCCUGACGAACGCAGCCUCAGGACCUCGUGCUGAGUGGGGUGGCGAUGCCAGAGACGUCCCUCUGCGGCGCACCGGCUGUCCAAACUUGAGAGUGUCACACAAGCAGGGUUUGCUUCCUCCUCAGAUAAAUCAGAUAUAUGAAGAGUUAUUUCAGAUUCACCUGAAGCUGCAGUGCGAGAGCGCCGCCCAGCGGAACUUCGCGGAAGAGCUCCAGAGGCGAGAACGCUUUUUAACUGAGAGAGAACAACUGCUUUUCAGACAUGAAGAUGCCUUGAAUAAAAUCAAAGGUGUUGAGGAGGAGGUUCUCACAAGAUUUCAGAUUAUGAAGGAGCAACACAGUGCAGAAGUUGAACAUUUAACUGAAGUUCUUAAGGAGAGAAAUAAAGAAAGCAAGAGACUGAGGUCCUCUUUUGAUGCACUGAAAGAAUUGAAUGAUAACUUAAAAAAACAGUUAAAUGAAGUAUGUGAAGAAAACAGGAAGAUGGAGAUUCAGGCGAAGAGAGUUCAGGCCCGCUUAGAUAACCUACAGAGGAAGUAUGAAUUUAUGACAAUACAGAGAUUGAAAGGAAGUUCCCAUGCUGCUCAUGAAAUGAAAAGCUUAAAGCAAGAAAAAGUACCAGCUUCAAAAACUUUUAAGGUACCACUUAAUGGGCAGGUAUAUGAACUUCUAACUGUCUUCAUGGACUGGAUUUCGGAACAUCACCUUAGCAAAGUGAAACACGAAGAACCUGACGUGGAUGGUGAAAAGCUGCCCCUCAAAUCUGCUGCUCAGAGAAGUGAUAUUCAAGAGAAGUGUGUAAAGCUCUUGCCUGUGCUGACGGAGCAGCUGCAGUGUCUGCCGCUGGUCAGUGCCCGGCUCCACGAGCCGCUCAUCAGGUUCAUCUACUGGUCCCUCCGGCAGCUGGAUGCAGGAGCGCAGCAUUCAACUAUGACAUCAACAUUGCGGCGAUUGGGUGAAGACAUAUUUAAAGGUGUGGUAAUUAAAGGAGUUCAGGAUAAUUCUUCAGAGUAUUCUGUGGAGGUUAAACCAAAGACAGCUGCUUUUUUUAAGAGUGCGAAUUUGCCAUUGCGAUUUUUAUCAACCCUCAUCGUUCUCAAAACAAUCACUCAAGCUGACUACCUGGCCCAGGCGUUUGACUCCCUUUGCGUGGACUUGAAGACAGAUGAAGGGAAAGCCUUGUUUCUGGAGUACCAAGCAGUUCCAGUGGUUCUGGGGCAUCUGCGGAUAUCCAGCAAGGGCCUCCUCUCCAAUGUCAUUGACAGUUUGCUGCAGAUGACGGUAGAGUCCAAAGCUCUGCAACCUUUCCUGGAAGCCUGCAGCAACUCUUUAUUUUUUCGUACUUGUUCUGUGCUGCUUCGAACCCCUAAGCUUGAUCUUCAGAUCCUAGAAAAGCUCAGUAUUAUUCUCCAGAAACUUUCGAAAAUCAAGAGUAACAAGAAGCUCUUUGAACUUUUUACCAUUCACCUGAUGCUUCAAGAGUUACAGCGGACCACGCAUCCGGAGCACGCCUUCCUCUGCAUCAACCUGAACUCCACGCUGUUCAAUUUGGGACUGACGAAAGGCAGCUGCCUGGCCUCCAGUGCAGGCCAUUAGACUGGCUUGUUUAUAUUUCUACAGUAUAUAUCUGUUGCUUAGUUGUAAAAAAGAAAACUCGACAAAGUAGCUGAAAUUUUACCAAGUUACCAGUAACAUCAUUUAUCAUGACAGAUAACCAGGAAAAUUUUUUCAGCUUGGUAAAUGAAAUCUGUAGGUGCUGUGGACUUUUUGAAAUAUUUUUUAAGGUAAUAUGAAUGUACAAGAUGGCAUUUCCAGAAUUUAUGACACUGGCAUUACUUUUUAUAAAAGUAUCUUAGGAAAAUUCUUUCUUAAAAUUAUGUCAUUAUUUGGAAUAAAAUUGGUGCUUAUGGGGGAACAGAUAAACCAUGUUUUCAUAAUAUAGUAGAAUCCUCCAUUUGGGAGGCAAAGUAUGUAUUUUCUAAGCUCUUUCUUCUUUCGUGGUGCUGAGGAUCCAAGCCAGAGACUCACGCCUGCCAAGCACGUGCCCUGCCCGGAGCUGGCACCCUGGCUACAGCACAUGCCCAAGCACUGGUCUUCAUGUCACAACACACACCGUGACCUGUGGGUUCACCCAGGAAGCUGGGCUGGGUCAGCACUGAAAAAUCAAUUAAUGUGAGCAUUCAUGUGACAGGCCUAAGAAUAAAGAUCUUGUGAUCGUA